Copidosoma floridanum is the source of this 1219-nucleotide messenger RNA. Its product is annotated as Pyrroline-5-carboxylate reductase-like 2. The record is from RefSeq and is a predicted model, not a curated record. Gene Ontology annotation, biological process: L-proline biosynthetic process. Gene Ontology annotation, molecular function: pyrroline-5-carboxylate reductase activity. NCBI's taxonomy places the organism in Eukaryota, Metazoa, Arthropoda, Insecta, Hymenoptera, Encyrtidae.
CGUCGAAAAUAAAGUUUGCCAUAGCAAAGCCUGUUUAUUCGAAGUACCCAAAGAAACCAAGUGCAGCGAACACAGUGAUUCAUUGAUACCGUCGAAGCAACAACAAUCGAGCAAGUGGUUGGACAAACCCUUUCGAAAAAAAAAAAAACAAAAAAGAAGAAGAAGGAGACACGGAAAAAUGCUGAAAAUAGGUUUCGUCGGCGGUGGCAAAAUGGCCCAAGCUCUUGCCAAGGGGUUCAUCAAAGCAGGUUUGACGAAAGGAGAACUGAUGCUCGCCAGUUGUCUGCCGACGGACGAGACCAGCAUCAAAGAAUUCACGGCGAUCGGCUCCAAGGCAGUCUUUUCGAACUCCGAGGUAGCGGAGAAGAGCGACGUGCUCGUGUUGGCCGUGAAACCGCAGGUGGUCAAAACAGUACUGCCGGAGCUCAAGGAAUGCAUAGGGAGCAAAAAGAUGCUGCUGCUGUCGAUAGCCAUGGGCGUUUCUUUGAAAUCCUUGGAAAGUGUGCUGCCCGCCGGUACACCUGUCAUCCGGGUGAUGCCCAACAUACCGGUACUGGUCGGCUGCGGAGCCACGGUGUACGUGAAAAAUAAGCACGCCAACGACACCCACGCCGAAAUCACCCGGAGACUCUUCUCCGCGGUGGGCCUGUGCGAGGAGGUACCCGAGACCAUGAUCAAUCCGGUCACUGCCCUGGCUGGCUCUGGUCCGGCUUACGUUUACAUGAUAAUCGAAGCCAUGGCGGACGGUGCAGUGAAAAUGGGACUGCCCCGACCAUUGGCUUACAAAUUGGCAUCGCAAACGGUCAUUGGGGCCGGCAACAUGGUCAAACAAACGAACAUCCAUCCGGGCCAGCUGAAAGACGACGUCUCAUCACCAGCAGGUUCAACGAUAACGGCGAUCCACUGCUUGGAAAGGAGCGGUUUGCGGGCGGCUCUCAUCGACGCGAUCGAAGCGGCUACGCUGAGGUGCAAGGAGAUCAAACCGAUGUCGGAGAUAGAUUGAAAGAGCCGGGGAUAAGCUACUGAUGCCAUGUAGGACUCGAGGGAUCCGCAGCCUGAAGCUGGUGGCUAAGUUGACUUGUGAAAGAGUGUGCUUUUGGGGAAACUUCGUGUUGCGCGAGGGGCUGCUUUAUUACUUUAGAACGAAACGAAAUCCGAGAUUUCUUUCGGUGGCUCUGUGUCGAGUGUAUGAAUCGCAGGAUUAUCAAUUUUUUAUUUU